AUGUUUUUUCUAUUGAAGAACUUCUAUAUAUCGACGCAAAUAAUACACUCAAUUGCUGAAGGACCGCUCAUCCGCGCAUCCCUAGAAAGAAAUAUAUGUUUGGAAGAGAAAGUGAUGUCUUUUCACGUCCAAAAAAUUGAGCCGGAAUUGGACUCCGACUCAUCUGACGGUCGUUUGGCGUCUUUGGAUGCGCUCAGGUUUGCCUUAAGCACAGCGCCGUUCUUCAGACGCGUUCACAACAUUGAGAGACUCGACUCAAAGACUUCCGGCGACUAUUGUUCGGCGCCCGACAAGUGUGCCAUUCAUGUGAGUAAUGUGUCGUUUGCUUACGACGAAGAACUGGUUCUCAAUGGACUCAGUCUUCAAGUGCCCAAAGGAAGGAUUUACGCCCUUUUGGGUGAGCGUUCGAGUUGUUGCGGAAAGUCGACUGUUUUGAAAUGUCUGAUCGGAAGACUGAAACCCAAAAGCGGUUUAAUUAACGUUUUCGGAACCAAUCCAACCGUCAAUCCGUUGCCGGGAAUCGGAGUCGGAUUUAUGCCUCAAAAGAUCGCUCUUUACGACGAGUUAACGAUCGACGAAACGCUUCAAUAUUACGGAUAUUUAAAUCAGGUUCCGAUGGCUCUCAUCUACCAAAGGGUCAAUUUUCUGCUCUCACUCUUCAAUCUUCCGGACGAAAACAGACUGAUAAGAGAUCUGACAGACAACCAUCGGUGGCGUAUUUCUCUGGCCGUUUCGCUCAUCCAUUCGCCGCCUCUUCUCCUUCUGGACGAACCGACAGCUAAUGUCGAUCCACUCAUAAGACUCUCCAUUUGGGAUCAUCUCAACAGUCUUUGCAGAGAAGAAGGUCUAACCGUUUUAAUUACCACUCAUUACAUGGAGGAAGCGGAAGGCGCCUACACCAUUGGACUCAUGAGGAAUGGACGGCUUCUGGCCGAAGACACUCCACAAGCGCUGUUCGUUAGAUUCAAUGCAAACACUUUCGACAAAUUGUAUUUAAAGUUGUGCCAAAUUGACGACGAAUUCACUCAUUUGAAUGCAAACUGCAAUACAAUGGAGUGCUCGACACUACCGAUGGCCGAAUGGCCGCUCUGUGAGCGCCGUUUGUGUGCCAUUAAUAAUGCGAUCAUUAAUUUCAAUUUUCUGCGAUUUUUCGCCUCAAUUAAGAAGAACUUAUUUGUGAUUCGUGGAAAUCUGGCGCUCAUGUUAUUCUUCUUCAUCUUUCCUUCUCUCCAAAUGGUGCUCUUUUGUUCAUCAAUUGGUCGACAAGUGAGACAAUUACCGAUCGCCACAUAUAGUGCCCCAAAUUCGGGUCAUUUAAGUCGACAACUGUUUCGCUCUUUUGACAAAUCUCUUGUAAAACAACACAAAUACUCGUCUCUCGACUCAGCGAUCGAAGCUGUGGUGAGAGGACAGGUCUGGACAGUUGUGGCCGUUUCCGACAACUUCUCCCGACUAAUCGAUUUGCGCUACAAUUGUAUCGCAAACAUAACCUCGCAAGAAAUGCUCGAAAGCAAUGUCAGACUUUAUACCGACAUUUCCAAUGCAUUCGUUAACCAAAUGCCGAGGCUCUCAGGCUGCAAGUACCUCAAGAACGCGCCCGGAUAUAUCGUGUCCAUUGUGUUUAUCUCUCCAAUGCUUUUGACCGCUUAUCUACUCAUCAAAGACCAAAUGAAUGGUCUUUUAGAGCGAUGUCUUUCAACGGGCACUUCAGGACUGGAAGUGCUUCUCUCGCACGCAAUCACUCAAUUGAAACUCUUGGCGAUUCAAGAGUUGCUCGUAUUUGUGGUCACUUUUGUUGUGUUCAAAGUGCCUCUGAGGGGACCAGUGAUGCCACUGUUAGUGUUGGUGUUUUUGCAGGGAGUGGUCGGCAUUUCGUUCGGUCUUCUCAUUGCUGCCAUUUCUCCCGAUGCCAUCUCUGCGAUGCUCUUGACGUACAGUUAUUCCGGGCGUUCUCUUGAGUGGCUUUUGAUGAAAAGUGUGAAAGACUUUUUGCCCACAAUUAGUGACAAAUAUUGGGCCAAAUAUUCGGCUCCCAUUGUCGUCAAGCAAUUGGUUUACGGCUCCGAGAGUCCGACGUUCAUGGAGUUCUUGUCGCCCGGAUAUAUCGUGUCCAUUGUGUUUAUCUCUCCAAUGCUUUUGACCGCUUAUCUACUCAUCAAAGACCAAAUGAAUGGUCUCUUAGAGCGAUGUCUUUCAACGGGCACUUCAGGACUGGAAGUGCUUCUCUCGCACGCAAUCACUCAAUUGAAACUCUUGGCGAUUCAAGAGUUACUCGUAUUUGUGGUCACUUUCGUUGUGUUCAAAGUGCCUCUAAGAGGACCAGUGAUGCCACUGUUAGUGUUGGUGUUUUUGCAGGGAGUGGUCGGCAUUUCGUUCGGUCUUCUCAUUGCUGCCAUCUCUCCCGAUGCCAUCUCUGCGAUGCUCUUGACGUCUGGUACAGUUAUUCCGGGCGUUCUCUUGAGUGGCAUCACGUGGCCAAUCGAGUCGAUGCCACGAGCGUUGAGGAUCUUUAGCAAAGCCCUUCCGUUGACUCUUCCCAUCGAGUCUUUGCGCUGUAUUAUCAGUCGUGGAGUGAAUGUGUAUUAUUUCAAAGUAUUGAUCGGAUUCCUCAUAUCCUCGCUCUACAGCAUUGUUAACACAAACUUCCUCCUGAGAACCAGUCUUUCAUUUUCACGUAAAUCACAAAAACUACAAUUCAAGGCAAUAUUGAUCGGAUUCCUCAUAUCCUCGCUCUACAGCAUUGUUAACACAAACUUCCUCCUGAGAACCAGUCUUUCAAGUUUUAUGGAUUUUUCAGUCCAUUUAAUUCCCGCAUAA
Molecule: messenger RNA, 2817 nt
Organism: Medioppia subpectinata
Lineage: Eukaryota; Metazoa; Arthropoda; Arachnida; Sarcoptiformes; Oppiidae
Source: the annotation of a GenBank genome assembly